UCCACUAAACCCUAUUCGUAUCAUAUUUAUCAAGAACAAAAGUAAAAUCCAGCCUCGCAUUGUAACAUCAAAUCCACAUAACAACAUUCAUACACAAACUUAUAUGCCCACAAAAAAACCAAUGGCCAUCUUCGAUCCGUUUAAGCUCCGCCAAAAACCACCGUCAAUCUUCCCGACAGCUGUUAAAACAGGUCAUGUUUUUUCCGUCGUCGCCAAGUUCUUUUUCACCAUAUGCAUCUUAAUCUCUGUUGCCAUGAUCUUCACAUACAUUAUCUUCUCCGGUUGCUCCGAUUACCAAAGUUUUGCCGACUACCGCCGCUUCGGCCGUGACACUGUGAUCCCAACCACCAAUUCCUCGGACACCGUCCGGAAAAAUCAGUCCUCAGAAGCUACCGAUAUCUCCCACAUAUUUUUCGGGAUUGGUGGCUCCAUUCAAACGUGGAGAGAACGCAGCCGCUACACCGAACUCUGGUGGCGACCAAACAAUACCCGCGGGUUCGUCUGGCUUGACGAGGAACCGCCUCUUAACAUGACGUGGCUCCCCACUUAUCCACCGUACAAAGUUUCGGCGGACACCUCCCGUUUCAAUUACACUUGCUGGUAUGGUACAAGAUCAGCUAUACGAAUGGCGAGAAUCAUCAAAGAGAGUUUUGAACUAGGGCUAACGAACGUGAGAUGGUUCGUGAUGGGUGAUGACGACACCGUUUUCUUUGUAGACAAUCUUAUAACAGUUCUCAGUAAGUACGACCACAAUCAAAUGUACUACAUCGGAGGAAACUCGGAAAGUGUUGAACAAGCCAUCGUCCACUCCUACGCCAUGGCUUACGGUGGUGGGGGGAUUGCAAUUAGCUACCCAUUGGCUGUCGAGCUUGUAAAGAUACUUGACGGAUGCAUUGAUCGGUACGCAUCGUUAUAUGGAUCUGACCAGAAGAUUGAAGCUUGUAUUAGUGAGAUUGGUGUUCCAUUGACCAAGGAACCAGGGUUUCAUCAGGUUGACAUACGUGGCAAUCCGUACGGUAUACUGGCUGCGCAUCCAGUGGCUCCUCUCGUAUCGCUCCACCACCUCGACUACGUUGACCCAAUUUUUCCAGCGACGACACAAAUCGACGCCCUAAGAAGACUCAUAUCCGCCUACAAAACGGAUCCAAGUCGGAUCCUCCAGCACAGCUUCUGCUAUGACACAAUCAGGAAUUGGUCUGUCUCCGUCUCUUGGGGCUACACUAUUCAGAUUUAUCCGUCUCUAGUCACGGCUAGGGAGCUUGAGACACCGUUCCUUACGUUCAAGUCGUGGCGGACGUCGAGUACCGAGCCUUUCACGUUCGAUACACGACCCAUCAGCGAAGAUCCUUGUGAGAGGCCCAUUGUUUAUUUCCUGGACCGGGUAUACGAGGUAGGUUCGAAACAGACUCUUACGACUUAUCGUAAGCAUGUUGAAGUGAGCGACGCGCAAUGUGAAUCUCGUGAGUAUUCUCGCGUCAGUUCUGUCGAGUUCAUCGACAUCUCUCUUGCUAAAUGGAUGCCUGCUCUCUGGAAAAUGGCACCACGUAGGCAAUCUUGUGAAAUUAUCAACGGUAAAGAUGACUCGGAAUACGUAAUCAAUGUCAAGAUACGGCAUUUUAACCCAUUCGAAAGUGUAACUCCUCAGUCGCAUCGGAGCGAAAUGAUCAAAAGGUUUUGAUGUUUGACAAAACGGGUAGAGUUUAUCGCCUCGUCUACAAGAUGAAUUGAGCGACAGUUUUCUCAAAUUUUAUGUAAAUAUCUUCUAACCGACGAUCCGAACUUGGAUAAAGUCAAAUGUACACGGAUUACUAGUUUUUAGCAUUUAAUCUUGAACAUAACUAUCUAGUUAUGAACGCAGGGUUUGGCAGAAUGUAUUUAUUUAUAGCACAUUUAUAUACGCAGUACUAUU
Messenger RNA from Raphanus sativus (radish), 1909 nucleotides. RefSeq lists its product as uncharacterized. The transcript is spliced from 4 exons. Bases 104 to 1678 code for a protein of 524 amino acids. NCBI's taxonomy places the organism in Eukaryota, Viridiplantae, Streptophyta, Magnoliopsida, Brassicales, Brassicaceae. The record is from RefSeq and is a predicted model, not a curated record. Gene Ontology annotation, molecular function: acetylglucosaminyltransferase activity.